AUGAAGAAGCAAAGAUAUAAUGAAGCCCUAGAAGACUACAUAAGAAAAACAGAAUGUGAAAGAGCUGACCGUGGUAUAGUAAGUAAAAUUGAUAGAAAAUUAAGGAAAUUGGAAAAAUCGCCCAUAACAUCAAUCUUCCCCUUCCUGAAAGGAGCUCAUAUCACCAGCCCAAGUGUACCCAGGUUGUUUUGGUUUGCGAAAACGCAUAAAAACAACAACGAAAUUAGGCCAGUUGUAGAGAAAUGUAAAGGACCCACUUAUAAGCUGGAAAAACGUAUGCAUAAGUACUUGUCGGAGCUGAUUGAAGACUACCAAUUUGUCACAAAAAACACGUUUAACUUGAUAAAUGAUCUGCAUGAGCUAUCGUUAAUGGAUAACGAAGUUGGAUCUGUUAUGGACUUCGAAAGCAUGUAUCCAUCGAUAAAUCUGGCUUUGUGUUUUGAUGCACUGUUAAACCUAUUAUGUGAGUUGCACCCGAAUGCAUCCAAGUAUCGCAAGAACCUUGAGAUGAUGGCAGAUUUUGUAUGCUUUCAAUCAUUUUUUGGUUUCGAAGGUAAAAUUUUUAAACAGUUAAAGGGAGUCCCGAUGGGCAGCCCAAUGUCUGGCCUGCUCUGUGAGUUGGUUGUAAGAAAAAUGGAGCACAGUACAAUUAUCAACUUUAACGAAGACAUAAUCUUAUACAAAAUAUACGUUGAUGAUGUGCUUAUUAUAUGGAAGAACGACACAAAGAUAGAGCAAUUUUUGAGCCAAAUGAAUUCCAACCAGCAUGGUUUAAAACUGAACCUGGAACAGAUUAGUAGCAACGUGUUACAUUUCUUGGACAUUAACAUCAAAUUUCAGAACGGAUCACUGUGCACAAAUGUGUAUAUCAAGCCUACUCAUGAUCCGAUAUAUAUACCAUCAACAUCUAAUGAUCCAAUUGCAUACAAACUCUCUGCCUUUAGGGCUCUAAUCAGAAGAGCGUUUCUGUAUUGCUCUAACAUGAUGGACACGAUAGAAGAGCUGAAUAAAAGUAAAGAAGUGGCGAAAGUGUUGGGAUUUGGAACAAGAUCUGUAAAAUACCUAAUUACCGCAUACAACGAUUCUAGAAAGGGCAAGAAGAAAAAACCGGAUGGAAGCAGUAACAUCACAAAAUUCACAUAUAAUAAACGUCUAUCUCCGGUUAUGAAAGAAAUUACCAACUACAAAAACACCAAUAUUGUAUACAAAAGAGCUCCCACCUUAUAUACGUCGCUAAGAAAUGACAAAGAAAAAAUUAAUGAAAAAGAACAACCAGGAGUGUAUGCAAUACCGUAG
This is a messenger RNA of Centruroides sculpturatus (bark scorpion), 1296 nucleotides long. RefSeq lists its product as uncharacterized. The transcript has a single exon. The record is from RefSeq and is a predicted model, not a curated record. The coding region runs from base 1 to 1296 and encodes 431 amino acids. Lineage: Eukaryota; Metazoa; Arthropoda; Arachnida; Scorpiones; Buthidae.